AUAUCAGGGAUGCUUGACUAGCCGCGAGUUGGUCCCUGACUCCUCACCAAGAAGUUUCGAGUCAGUAUACUUGACCGCCAUACCAGCUACACAGGGCAGUCAAUAUGGCUUCGUCUAGGAUACCUCCUCUGUUGGAGCCGUACCUCGGCCUACCACCUGAGGCAUCUCUCAUCGUGCUCACAAGUGUGCUUGGCGCCAGUACAAACUGGCUGACUCAACGCUACCUGUGCUCGUUUUUGGCAACCACAAGUCGCAAUGCACCUGCUGAGAGCGAGGGCAGCAAUGGAUUAGCAGAGGGAGAUACAUGUGUGGUUCUUGUGAGCUUCAUGAGGGAUUUUGCAUUCUGGAAAGAGGGCAUGGGAAGACUCGGGCUUGAUUUGGACGGUCUGUCGAAGAAGCAGAAGUUCAAAUUUGUUGAUGGCCUGAGUGGCUUGUUUUCCGCAAGUUCGGGGCCGGGGAUCAAGUUGCCCCUUGCAGGGAAUUAUGGUCAGCAUAUUCUACGAGCCGCAAGUCUUGCUGAACUACAGCAAGUGGUGCAAGGGGCUCUUCAAACGUGCGCUACUCGCAAUAUAGUCCUGGUCCUUGAUAAUCCGGAUCUGCUGCUUGCAGCUUCCGGUAAUGAGGUUUCAGCGGAGGCUUUGAAGGAUACUCUCCUAAACCUUAGGGAGAAUGUUACAUCAACGGUCGUGACAUUAGCUGCGGAUGAGCCCCUGGUCUCAGCGCAAAGUACGUCAUUGGAGAAAGAUCACGCGGCAGUCACUUUAUCAUUGGCUCAUGAGGCGGAAAUGGUUGUCAGUUUGAGAUUGCUCGAUACGGGCACAGCACGAGACGUGAGUGGGGUGUUGAGAGUCACGCCCGGAGGUGAUGCCACAGGUUUCGUGACAGAGGAAAGAGAGCUGCUCUACUUCGUGGGUGGUGAUGGAGGAGUUCGAGUCUUCGAAAGGGGCCAAUAGCUCGCGGCAAAAGCAAUUACUGAGAUGCAGGAGAGCUCAUCAUAACCGCGAGAAUUGACAUUCGCUUCCUCACGGCCAAUGGGAUGCCUUAGACGUUACACGCUCAUCUUCGUUUCAUCGUCAAGAUUCGUAGGGAGGCCAGAGAUUCGUUCAU
Messenger RNA from Truncatella angustata, 1107 nucleotides. RefSeq lists its product as uncharacterized. Lineage: Eukaryota; Fungi; Ascomycota; Sordariomycetes; Amphisphaeriales; Sporocadaceae. The transcript is spliced from 2 exons. The record is from RefSeq and is a predicted model, not a curated record. Bases 105 to 953 code for a protein of 282 amino acids. Gene Ontology annotation, cellular component: elongator holoenzyme complex. Gene Ontology annotation, biological process: tRNA wobble uridine modification.